UCCAUCCCUCUGCCUCUGUCUCCUCUUCUGAAGUACUGCAGCGAGAGAGCACUGCGUCUGGGAGGGGUGGGGGGGAAAUCACGUUGUGCACUUCAUUUACGUCGGAUCCACUUCUUUGUUAAAGAAAUACCCGGGAGAUUUAUUCAAGAUGUAUCCAACAAUGGGUUUUAGGAAGCUCUAGCUACUUUUGUCGCCAUAAAUGAAGACCUAGUGAGCUGACCAUUCCCAGUGCAAACCUGUCCUUCUUCUUCCCUGUGUACCAACUGCUUUAGCCAGGAUGGAGGACACUUACAAUAACAGGACUUCCCUGGUUAAAGGGGCCAAGGAUAUAGUCAAGGAGGCAAAGCGGCAGGCGACAAAGAAGGUCAUCAAGGUGGCGGACCGCGCUGCCGAUGAGUAUAAAUCCCACCACAACUAUUCACGAUUUCAGGACGAUGAGGAUGACGACGAUGAGGAUUUCUAUAGGAAUCCACCUAGGCAAGAUGGGGAGGGUUACCAUGACAAUGACGAAGGCUCUAGUGAUGCCACGGAGGGUCACGAUGAUGAGGACGAGAUCUACGAGGGCGAAUACCAGGGGGUUCCCUACACAGGCGACAGAAAGCAUAAGGAGGGCCAAGUGGCUCUUGGGCAACCGAUGUCGGACGCAAUGAGGGACAGAAAAGAGCUGGAGCAGGAACGACAGGCUGAUGAGGAGGAGCUGGCACAACAGUACGAGCUCAUCAUCCAAGAGUGCGGCCACGGGAGGUUCCAGUGGCAGCUGUUCCUGGUUCUCGGACUGGCCCUCAUGUCAGAUGGCGUUGAGGUGUUCGUGGUGGGCUUUGUGCUUCCAAGCGCCGAAACAGACAUGUGUGUACCUGACUCCAGCUCAGGAUGGUUAGGGAGCAUUGUUUACCUGGGGAUGAUGCUGGGCGCAUUCUUUUGGGGAGGAAUGUCAGACAAAGUUGGCCGAAGACAGUGCCUCCUCAUUUGCAUGUCCACAAACGGCUUCUUCGCCUUCCUGUCGUCUUUUGUCCAGGGUUACGGCGUCUUCCUUGUUUGCCGCAUCGCCGCAGGGUUCGGGAUAGGAGGUGCAGUGCCCAUUGUCUUCUCUUUCUUUGCAGAGGUUUUAUCGAGGGAGAAAAGAGGAGAACACCUGAGCUGGCUGUGUAUGUUUUGGAUGAUUGGCGAGAUCUACGCAUCCGCCAUGGCUUGGGCCAUAAUACCGCAUUAUGGAUGGAGUUUCAGCAUGGGCUCAGCAUACCAGUUCCACAGUUGGAGAGUGUUUGUGGUCGUCUGUGCUCUGCCUUGCGUGUGCGCCGUGGUCGCACUUACCUUCAUGCCCGAAAGCCCCAGAUUUUACCUCGAGGUGGGGAAGCACGACGAAGCCUGGAUGAUCCUCAAACAAAUCCACGACACCAACAUGAGAGCGCGUGGGCAGCCGGAGAAAGUCUUCAGCGUUAACAGGAUAAAGAUCCCCAAGCAGCUUGAUGAAUUGAUCGAAUUGAAGUCGGAAUCCGGGAAUCCAGUUUCCAAGGCUGUUUUCCGGAUGAAGGCUGAAAUCCACGGGAUCUACCUGAAUCUCAUGAAGUGCUUCAACUACCCAAUGCGAGAAAAUAUGAUGCGACUCGCCAUAGUUUGGUUCACGCUGUCUUUCGGGUAUUACGGUCUGUCUGUCUGGUUCCCUGAUGUCAUCAAACACCUCCAGGCAGACGAAUACGCCUCCAAAGUGCAAAUUCACAACAACGAGCGCAUCGAAGACUUCACCUUCAAUUUUACCCUAGAGAACCAAAUACACAAAAACGGACUUUUCAUCAACGAUCGAUUCACCAACAUGAAACUCAAAUCCGUCACCUUUGUUGACUCCACCUUUCGCAACUGCUACUUUGAAGACGUCACAUCGGUGGGAUCCUAUUUCCAUAACUGUACUUUCAUCGACGCAUUCUUCUUUAAUACAGACAUUGACGACUCAAAGCUGCUCGACGGCACCGAGGUGGUCAACAGCACAUUCACCCACAACAAGACCGGAUGCCAGAUGACAUUUGAUGAUGAUUACAGCGCCUACUGGGUUUACUUCAUCAACUUCUUGGGUACCUUGGCCGUUCUACCGGGGAACAUCGUGUCUGCUCUUCUCAUGGAUAAAACAGGCCGUCUGUCCAUGUUAGGUGGCUCCAUGGUGUUGUCGGGCAUCAGCUGCUUCUUCUUGUGGUUUGGCACCAGUGAAUCCAUGAUGAUUUUCAUGCUUUGCCUUUACAAUGGCCUGAGUAUCUCUGCCUGGAACUCUCUGGACGUGGUCACGACUGAAUCUUUUCCCACUGCCAGGAGAGGAACAGGCUUUGGAUUCUGCAACGCCCUGUGUAAGAUGGCUGCAGUAUUGGGGAACCUGAUUUUCGGUUCUCUGGUUGGCAUCACAAAAGCCAUCCCCAUCCUGAUGGCAUCAUCGGUUCUAGUGGGGGGAGGUCUGGUCAGCCUUCGGUUGCCUGAUACCAGGGCAAAUGUCCUCAUGUAAUACCAGCUUCAUAGUACAACGGGGCUAAGAGAUCAUUUGAGAAAAGAGUUCAAGCGGCUUGGAUCUUUCAUGUAGUGGAUGUAAAAAGUCGACGCUAUGCUAUGAUUUUUGUGAUGUAAAAAAAUGAGACUAAGCUAUGACAUUUCAAAGGUUUUUUCCACCAUUCAUGUCAAUAACCUGUGCAACUCCAUUGACAAAAAGGAAUAGUGUAGAGAGGGGAGGUAAAAAUAAAAGAUAGACAUGAUCAAAAAAUAAAAAAGAUGGGAGUCGGCAGCGACCUGCAUCUACAGUAUUUAAAAUGCUUCUGGUUUACCCCAAAUAAAUUUCAAGUCUUCAAGUAGGCUUUUCUUUUUUUGUAGUCACAUCUUAGCGCACCAGCAGUGUGCCGCAGAGAGCUUCCACAGCAUUUUUCGAAGCUAUCAGGCUAGAAACGGGUACAAAAGAAUUUUCCAAUGAAGGCAUUAAUUAUACAAUAAAACACGCGGAAGAUCAUCUACCAGUGGAUAAAAUAUACCACAUCAAUUGAACUGGUUUUCCCUUCAAGGUUGUUGAAAAGGCAAGAAGAAAAUGUGUCAGGAAAGCUGCCGAGAGGCUGACAACAACCUUGAAGAGGCUGCAGAAAUGUCCCAAAUGCUCGAACUUUCUGACAAUACCGGAAGUUGAGUUUAGCACAAACACAGCUCAUCACCAAAACUUUUCUUCACAUCAGGGUUAGGGUCAUUGCCGAGGUGGAAGGAAUUAUGAACAGUUCCUAACACCGGUCAGUGUUAGUGUUACCUUUAAGAAAGCAAAUGUUGUCAGGAAAAGAACUAGAACAGCUGAACUUUAUUUGGAUAAUCAGCGGCACUUUAAAUGGUGUCAUUUGGGUUUUGACUGCAAUUGAACAUGAGUUUGAAAGUGACUGGUUAAUUCUACACAAAGCCACAUCACCAGUUGCACCAGAGGGUGUA
Molecule: messenger RNA, 3435 nt
Organism: Hippocampus zosterae (dwarf seahorse)
Lineage: Eukaryota; Metazoa; Chordata; Actinopteri; Syngnathiformes; Syngnathidae
Gene: sv2ca
Product: synaptic vesicle glycoprotein 2Ca
Exons: 13
Coding region: 278-2485 (735 amino acids)
Biological process (GO): chemical synaptic transmission; transmembrane transport
Cellular component (GO): membrane
Molecular function (GO): transmembrane transporter activity
Source: RefSeq, a predicted model, not a curated record